Messenger RNA from Symbiodinium necroappetens, 600 nucleotides. Lineage: Eukaryota; Dinophyceae; Suessiales; Symbiodiniaceae. The record is from the annotation of a GenBank genome assembly.
AUGUCCAAGCGCCAAACUGCCAAGCUCCGCAAGGUGGUUCAAACUUCGGAGGAGCAAACACGGCGACUGGCCUCUCUGGAGGAGGCUUCCCGGCGCCCUGCGCAGGAUGUGACGAUGCGAUUGGAGGCCCGGCUCUCGGAAUUGGAAGGACAACAAGCGAGUUUGGAGGAAGAGUUCCGGAAUGUGGCGACCGGCCAGAGACUGGACUCCCUCAGCCCCAGCAGGCGCAUUCAUGCGUCAUCGGCUCACGCAGUGCAUGCGGAGGGCCCGGGGUACGACGUGGUCCGUGCCUUGGAGACCGAGCUCUCGACGCUCUCGAAGCAGUUGGCAGCACAGCUCGACGACCACUCCUCGGCAUUGGCCAGCCUGCGCGUGCGCACCGAGGGUCAGGAGCAACGUCUCGUCGCAGCAGGCGAGCGCCUGGAAAAGGUGGUGGCCCCGACGCUGGAGGCUUUUCGCGCCGAGAUGCAGCAGCUUAGACUCGCGGAUCGCUCCGAGAUGGACCAGCGCUUCGAGCAUCUGUCGAGGUGUGGCAUUCCAGCACGUUGGGAUAUCAAAUGUCCUGUCGUCACCACUUCAAGUGUUCAUGCACCCCACUGA